AUGUUAGGUAAUUCUGCUGCAUUAAUUUGUAUUACUAUUGCCUACGUUUUUUCAAUUUUAGCUUUCAAUGUAACAGGUAUGAUGAUUACUGAUUAUGUUAAUGCUAUGGUUAGAAAUGUUAUGGAACCAAUGAGAAUGAUCACUAUUUGGAUAUGUUCAGUGUUCUUGUAUUAUGUUGUUGAUCCAGAUAUUGGAGAGAAAGUUGGAUGGUUUACAUUUAUUGAAGUAUUUGGAUUUAUAUUCCUUACAGGAGGUUUCUUAUUGUAUACAAGAGUUAUUAAGAUACCUAAAUUAUUUAAAUAUCCUUCAAAUGAAGAAAUUAGUAUUGAAGAGAAAAAAGAAGAAGAAAAAGAGCCAUUAUUAUAUUCAAAUUAA
Molecule: messenger RNA, 375 nt
Organism: Entamoeba dispar SAW760
Lineage: Eukaryota; Evosea; Mastigamoebida; Endamoebidae
Exons: 1
Coding region: 1-375 (124 amino acids)
Cellular component (GO): membrane
Source: RefSeq, a predicted model, not a curated record